Fusarium verticillioides 7600 is the source of this 1228-nucleotide messenger RNA. RefSeq lists its product as hypothetical. Bases 1 to 1005 code for a protein of 334 amino acids. The record is from RefSeq and is a predicted model, not a curated record. The transcript is spliced from 3 exons. NCBI's taxonomy places the organism in Eukaryota, Fungi, Ascomycota, Sordariomycetes, Hypocreales, Nectriaceae.
AUGCGUGUCGUUACGCUCCUCGCAACGGCACUCUCAGCAUCUUUUGCUGAAGCCACUCCUGCCGACAAUACAAGAUUUGCGGACAGCAAAUAUGCCGGCUACCUUAUCUCUACCUUUAGUGACCCGACCCCUCAAGUUCAAUGGUAUCUGUCAGAUGGCAACUCGGCUUCAAGCUUUAACUUCCUCAACGGAGGAAAGCCUGUCUUGAAAUCAAAUGUUGGAACCAGGGGCGUCAGGGACGUCUUUCUCACGACCAAUACUGCCAGAUCCGAGUACUUUACUAUUGCCACUGAUCUGGACAUUAAUGCCCCAGGAUUCUCAUGGGAUCUUGUCACACGCAACGGAAGCCGGGGUCUUGUUGUGUGGUCUUCGAAAGACCUCAUCAAUUGGUCCAAGCCUUCACUCAGAAUUGUAGAGUCAGACACGGCUGGCAUGGCCUGGGCACCUUCUGUAGUCUGGGAUGAUCCUUCAAGCCAGUACUAUGUCUUUUGGGCAGCCAGGCACUACGCAGCUUCUGACACGGAGCAUAAAGGCACCGCAACUCUCGAUCGCAUUCGCUAUGCCACGACCAAAGACUUCAAGACUUUCAGCGCACCGAAGGAUUACCAUGCCCCCGCGGACACUGGCCUCAUCGAUCAGGAGUUUCUGUCCCUAGGCAAACCGGGGCAUUUCGCACGUUUCCUCAAGAACGAGACCGUUAACAAGGUGUAUCAGGAGACCACAACAACCGGUCUUUUUGGAACUUGGACCCGUGUUCCAGGCUACGUCCGACCCGAAUCGCCUCUUGAAGGCCCAUGCGCAUUUGCUGAUCUUCGCACAUCUGGACUAUAUCAUCUUCUGCUCGAUGAUUACACUCAGUAUAUCCCUUUCCAGACUUCCAACAUUCUGUCUCCGAACUGGGAGAAGUCAGACUUUCCCAACUUUCCCAAAGGACUGAAGCAUGGCUCCGUGACGCCCCUUACGAAGAAGGAGUAUGACGCUGUAGCUGCUAAGUUCGGCAAAUAAGCUCCUUCCAUUGGCUUUUCGAGAUCGCCGCAAUUGAGGUAACAGUGGAUCAUCUUGUUCGUCUUAUGAAGCUGUCUCGUAGACUUGACAGAUCAGAGUAUCAGACAAGAGAACUGAGCCUGGAACAGGUAGUCAAAUGGGGAUAAUAUUAAUUCAUGCUAAAAACUAUAAUGUCGAUGUCUGUAUAAGUUGCGCCAACCAUAAAUCCCUAUCUAUUGCCUCC